CACAUGGAGCAAUUCAGAUGUACUUUAAAUGUCUUUGAUUAUUCUUUUUCUUAUAAACGCUGUAAGAAACGUUUGUACACCCCAGCACCCUGAAGUUAGCAUCUAAUUUGAAUCUUCGUUUCAGCAAAUAAACCAAAGGCGUAUUUCACAGAUUUCAAAGCAAUGUGGACUAAAUUUGUUCUCUCCUGUUUCAAAAUCUCAAAUGUAGACGCUGAUGAAACUUGAAAUACAUGAUUCGAAAUUAAAUGUUGAUUGAUUCUUUAUACCUUAAUUUUGUAAAACCUUGACUGCAGUUUUGGCUAAACCUUUUGGGAAUGACAGAUUUGUUUUGUCUUUUGCAAACUGUCCCGCUUCAUUUAUUUUACUGUGAUAAUUUUCAAUGAUGUUAUGUUGAGGGAUAAUAUAUAAAAAUAUAUACUACAAAAAAGUAUUAAUUAUACUGAUUUAAUUCAUAACCAAGAAAAAGUGUUAGUAAAAAAGCUGAUUUAUUCUCUUUUCUAAUUAAAAGAAAAGAGCAGAAUAGUUACUUUAAAGAUCAAUAAGGCUUGCCUCCAUCCUCCUUUUGCCAUGGUUACCCCUUAGGAAACACUAGCUUUUGUCAGCCUUUUACAUCAAAUGGCUUUACAGUCACUAAUGUUGGUGUCAUUUAUUGAAUCAACAUUAGCUUCAGGGAGGCAUUCAGGGCAGUCCAGCACAUGCCAGAAUCUGGAUGGAUGGACAAACUUUACAGUUGGUUGGACAAACCAGCUUCAUGGAUUGAUGGAAAGACCUACUGAUAGAUUCUCAGUUGGACAGUGUGACAGGGAAUAGUCUGAAAACACACAUCCAGACCAUCUUUAAAUUCCAUCGUUUUCCAGAAUGUGCUGGAAUACUGCUGUUUGUGCUUUCUACCAAGUCCUUAUUUCGUUGCUGAAGUGAAACUAAAAGCUGCCCUGAAUCAUGAUUACUCCUUACUGACGAACCCCUAGACAUGAGGUUAGGUAGAGCUGUUUAUUUAAGAAAAACAGUCAUCUUUAAUUGCACCUGCAAUUCCUUUAGUUUUAGUGUUUCAGCUUUUGGGUGUGCACUUGGAUCAUUUAUCAAAGAGCUUUCCUACCCUCUAAUUACAGCUGUGGUGUAGUUAGAAAGCAAGUAGUUUUCUGUUGGUGUGUUGUUUUUUUUUUCAUGCCCGAUCCUAUUCAAAAGUAGGAUCUAAGCUUUUCACCAUGUUUAGUUAUAAAGUAUUCACAUGCUAAUGACCAGCCCUCCCUCAUCACCCAAAUUCUGUUUUUCCUUUGGAUAAAACCUUCUAAUUAAGCCCCUUUUCAUUUCUAAUGUGAUGGAAGGAGAUGUUCUAAAUAGCGCAGCCAAACUUUGUGUAGACCCAUGAAUGUGUAUGUAUUCCAGCUAGCGCUGUUCAGCUUUCCUGUGCUCCCAUUCGAACUGAGAAUGAGAUCACAAAAGCCCCAUUGUGUAUGGGACUGUAGCAGAGCUGGUCUGGAGAAGUUUGGCCAGUCUGCAGAGGUCUGUGUUUGGACGGUGGCUUGGGAGGUGGCUGCGUAUGGGGAACAGGUUAUGGUAGUGAAUGAGCUCCAGUGUGUCUGCAGCAGUCAGCUAUCAGCAUGGUCUCCAGUGUUACUGGGCACUUUCUUUUCUUCUUUUGCAUCGUUUCUGUGAACCUGAUUCCCACCUCUCCCAUGCUGGAUGAGCAAACAGUCCAGGCUGCAGAUGGAGGUUUCCGAGGUCUUCAGGCGAAAAGCAGAAAGCGAGUCUUUCCUGUGCAUCACAACCAAGAGCCUGAUCCUGUUUUUGAGGCCUACAGCUACUGCAACACCCCAAACCACACCGAACAAGCCUGGGAAGGUCACAGCCCCGUAGACUACAAGCUGCUAUCUGUUCAUGUGAUGAUUCGCCAUGGAGACCGGUACCCUCUCUACGCCAUCCCAAAGACCAGACGUCCCAGCAUCGACUGCACCCUGUCUGCCAGCAGGCAGCCUUCUCACCCUCUGCUAACCUCCUUCAUUAAUCACAUGGGCCAGGGGGCCAGGGGCCACUGGGAGGCACAGCUGGGCUCCAUUUCACGUCUCCCCAACCACAGUGUCUGUGAGAUGGGAGAACUCACGCAGACAGGUGUCGUUCAGCACCUUCGCAAUGGACAGCUCCUCCAACGUGCCUACAAGCACCACAGUCUGCUCCCCUCUGAUUGGUCGCCUCGCCAGGUUUGGAUGGAGACUACAGGAAAAAGCCGAACCCUCCAAAGCGGAAUGGCCUUUCUCUAUGGCUUCCUCCCAGAUUUCGACUGGACUAAGGUGACCGUGCGUCAUCAGUGGAGCACAUUGUUCUGCGGCUCGGCAUGCGAGUGCCCUGCCAGGAGCAAGUACCUGGAGGAAGAGCAGAGGAGGCAGUAUCGCCUCAGAGUGGCCGAUUCCAACCUGGAGAGGACUUACAUUAACAUGGCACGCACUUUAGGUGUUCUCACUCGCCAGCUCCGAGCUGCAAACCCUAUUGACUCGCUGCUUUGCCACCUGUGUCACGGCCUUUCUUUCCCGUGUGUUUCCAGUGGAGAUGGUGGUACUGGUGGAUGCCUGACUAUGGCACAGUUUGCGGUAAUUCGGCAACAGCAGCUGGACGAUGAGGUAGAUCGGAGAAGAUUUGGGGCCUAUCGUAAAUACGCUAUCCUGGCCAUGUACCCGUACCUCAACAGAACUGCUAACAAGAUGGAGCGGGUCGCUAGGGCCAACGAGGAAGGCCGGCAGCCACGUCUGGGUGGGGAGGAAGUCUUCACCUUCUCCUCAGGUCAUGAUGUCACCAUUGCGCCGUUGCUUAGCGCCCUGGGACUGGAGGAGGCCAAGUUUCCUCGCUUUGCAGCAAGAAUAGUCUUUGAAAUGUGGAAAAGCCCGCCUACAACACAAGGCCAGGCAAAAAACAAAGCAGGAAAAAGUGAGAGGUCAAAGUCAGAUCGGAAAGAUGGGGAAGUGUUCAUCAGAGUGCUGUACAACGGUGAGGAUGUGACAUUUCAUACUGCUUUCUGUCAUCCCAGCGACCACCACACCAACCAACCACUCUGCCCUCUAAAAAACUUCCUAACCUUUGUCAGGAAGGAUAUAUUCAGUAUUGUCAAUGCUACUUCCUACAAGGAGGCAUGCUACAAGCUCUCAGGGUGACAGAUUGAGAGCAAGGUCACAGGGUACGGACACCCAGCUGUCAGGUGGUUGUGAUUCCCCAGAUUCUUAAGUUUGAGAGAAGGUGCUCUUUCAUGCCACUCGUCAUAUCUGGCAUGUUUCAGAAUAUGGUCCUUCACAUUCUCAACAUUCCCACUCACAAGAGACAAAAAUACACAAUCAUUUACUUGAGAUAUUUUUGAGAAGAGAUAAAUUUCUGAACAUCCUAUAACCUUUGCUGAACCAGCUCUUGUGUCGUUUUUGUUUACUGAGACCUUCUCUAAAAGAUAAAUACCUCAAGGACAACUGAUCGGCACUUUAUUCUGUAACUAAAGGGUUUUGUACAUUUUCAUGGCCAAAUAAAGGCUAGUGAGAAGGGAAUGUUGAAAAUACACAUACUGGGCUGGAAUAAUAAUUACUUGGGAACAUUUUGUAUGAAUAAUCUUUUUAAAGAACAUUCAUCUUAGUAAGGCUAAAGCUAAAGUCACUUUUUGUUCUCACUUUUUGUUUCUGUCACUUAUACACAUGGUAGGUUUGUUUUUUUUUUAUUUCUGGUUUUAACUGAACAUCAGUGUGGCUCUUGUUAUUCUUCUAAACAAUAACUGGUACAUUUUCAGUGGGUUUUUUUUCAAUCAUUUAAUAAAAUUCCAAAAUUAUUUAAACUUUUGUUGUUUGUGAAUCUAACAUUGGUGUAUUAUGAUCAGACAUUUGUACACAUUAAAAUUAAUGUUGUAUUUUC
Xiphophorus couchianus (Monterrey platyfish) is the source of this 3879-nucleotide messenger RNA. It is a transcript of the gene pxylp1, whose product is annotated as 2-phosphoxylose phosphatase 1. Lineage: Eukaryota; Metazoa; Chordata; Actinopteri; Cyprinodontiformes; Poeciliidae. The record is from RefSeq and is a predicted model, not a curated record. Gene Ontology annotation, molecular function: phosphatase activity. Bases 1602 to 3143 code for a protein of 513 amino acids. The transcript has 5 exons. Gene Ontology annotation, cellular component: Golgi apparatus. Gene Ontology annotation, biological process: glycosaminoglycan biosynthetic process; chondroitin sulfate proteoglycan biosynthetic process; dephosphorylation.